AUGCAGCGCAAGGCCGCCGCCUUCGAGCCCACGCAGACCCCCGUCCACUCCGCGCUGGACAUGAGCAGCGAGGCCACAGACUUCGAGCGCGUGCCGCCCGACAGCAGCGGCGGCUUCGUCAAGAUCGGCGGCCCGCUGCCGGACGCGUCGGACCCGCGCACCAUCAAGGGCGCGACCAGCGCGCCGGGUAACGGCCACCGCCUGUUCUACCUGCGCGUGAUCGACUCGCGCAAGUGGCACUACUCGGAGACGUUCGCGCUGUUCCUGGACUUCUUCGUGCAGGUGCUGACCAUCUCGUUCACGCAGAAGGCCACGUUCCACGACGAGGUGGCGGCCAAGGCCUCGCGCCUCUUCUCGGCAGGGCUCAUGCUCUGCUACUUCAUCGACAUGGUCAUCCGCGUGCUCGGGCUGCGGCUCGCGCUCUUCCGCUCGCACUCGAACAUCGCCGACCUGCUGUGUCUGCUGGCCAUGGUCGUGAUCCUCGGCGCGCGCUUCGUCAUGGGCGAGAAGGAGUACUGGCUGUGCCUCGGCUACCUGACCAUCGUGGCGCUGCGCCUGAUCCUCAAGCCGCGCGCGCGCACCUUCUCCAAGAAGCUGCACAAGUUCCGCACCAACGGCGACCACAUCCGCGUGAGCAUCGAGUCGCUCCGGGCCUCGCUGGCCCGCAUCCCGGGCAUCUCGGCCAUGUCCAUCGAGAUGAUGGAGACGGACCUCGUCAUCAUCUGCGGCCGCGACGAGGGCGACAUGACGCGCGACGAGCUCAUGAACUUCCUCGAGCGCGCGCUGCACUACCGCCCGCCCAACCUCUCGGCCACCGAGUUCCUGUCGCACCUGCGCGACAUCGACGCGUCCUCGUCCACGCUGGCCUACGGCAUCAUGGACGUGGUGCGCAGUACGCUGUGGCACUGGUCCAACCAGAUGGCCGACCUCAUCUUCUGCUUCUUCGUGGUCUGCAUCAACGCGUCCGUGAGUCCGGCGCUCGCCAUCUUCCUGGCCAAGCUCUCGGACGCCUUCGACACGCUCGACUCGGGCAACCCGAACGAGUCCACGCUCAAGUUCGGCGUCGUGGGCGUGCUGGCCCUGUGUGUGCCCUUCGUACUGGGCGACUACGCGGUCGGCUACUUCCAGUCCAAGAUGAUUUCCAAGGCCACGGAGUCCAUGCAGUCGGCGCUGCUCAACAUCAUCCUGCGCCAGGACACGCAGUUCUUCGCCGAGCGGUCCGAGGGUGACCUGAACAACCUGUUCUCCAGUGAUGUGGCCCGCGUGAACUCGCUGUGGCAGGCCGUCUUCUGGAACCUGUUGAACCCGCUCGUGGCUGUCGUGUUCGGUUUUGGUUACGCCUUGUACAUGGACGUCAGCAUCGGAGUCAUGUCGUUCGGGUUUACGGCCGUGCUGCUCUCCAGUGGCCCGCAGGGUUUCGCAGCGCAGCGCUCGAAGGAGUUCGGCUCUCGGAACGCGUACGUCGCCGCCGAGUUCCAGAACGCCGUGGGUUGCGAGAAGGUUGUGCGCGCGUACGCCAUUCAGGACCCGCUGAUGACGCGCUUCAAGAAGACGUGCUCGGCGCUGAGCAAGAGUCAGUUCUCGAAGGAUUUUUGGUCGAGCAUUGUGCAGAUUUACAUUGAGUCGGCCAUGUACAUUUUUGUGGCUAUCAUGACGGCGUCGCUGGCGAUGAAGGUGUGGCACAAGGAGCUGUCUUCGGGCGAGUUUUUCGGCUUCAUCACGUUGCUGAGUCGUGUUUCGAACCCUGUGACGGUGCUGGGUGGCUUCAUGCGUGUGGCUAUCGGUAAUGCCAGUAGUCUGCAGCGUGUCGACGACAUUAUUGUGGGCCUGGGAUCGUCCAGCAACGAGGAGGACGGGGACAAGGACAUGCCACCACUCCCCAAGAUGGAGCAGGACCUCCGCGUGGAGAAGCUCGUGUUCAAGUACGAUAAGGCCUCGGAGAACUACAUCCUGAAUGAGCUCACUGCCACCAUCCCGCGCGGCUCGUACACGUGCGUGGUUGGCCCCUCUGGUUGUGGUAAGAGUACGCUGCUUGCGUGUCUGAUGCAGUUCCAGGACGCCGACGGCGGCUGCAUCCGUCUGGAUGGCCACGACAUUUUCAACUUCUCCAAGAAGUCGUUCAUGGACCAGACCGCCGUCGUGUUCCAGGAUGGAGGCAUCCUCAAUGGUACUAUCUUCGACAACAUUCGCUACGGUAACAUCAACGCUUCCAAUGCGGACUGCGAAGAGGCUGCGCGUCUUGCAGAGUGCCACUUUAUUGCCAACCUCAAGGACGGAUUCGAGACGGUUGUGGGUCAGCACGCCACGUGCAAUCUCAGUGGUGGUCAGGCCCAGCGUAUCUGUUUGGCUCGUGCUCUGUGCCGUCGUCCCAGUAUUCUUCUUCUCGAUGAAGCCACUAGUGCCUUGGACCCGGAGACUGAGGCGUCAAUUGUGUCAACGUUGGAGCGUCUCUCGAGCAAGAUGAACAUGACGAUUAUCUCGGUGACGCACCGCUUGUCCACGGCCCUGAACGCUGACCAGAUUUUGGUGCUGAACGCUGGACGUGUUGCGGAAGAGGGCCGCUACGAUGCUCUGGUGCAGAAGGGCGGUCUCUUCUACGAGAUGGUUCACAAGGUUGAGAAGCCCGAGGAGGAGGAGGAGGCCGUCCCUGUUGAGAAGCCCGACAUGGUGUCGAUGACCAAGAGCCGCCGUCGUGGAACCGCGCCACGCCGAAACACUGACACGAUCGGUGCCGCUGCCGUAGAACCCAAGCAAAUGCAGGACAGCGCGUUGGCAUUGCAACAGUUCACCAAGAAUUUGAGCUCGCGCGUGGUACAUGACGUUGGCGACGGCAAUCGUCCAGCUGGCACCACGUCGUGGUACCGCUACGGUAACCGGAACUCGCACCGCAGUCGCAAGACGAGCGAAGAUGGGUUGACAAACCGCCGGUCAGGUAACAACAGCGUGGAGGGUUCUCACUGGUAUCCUGGCACCCAAGACAACCGGGGCGCGACGUCGUCGGCUGCUAGCGAGGAAGAGCGCAACAAAUACUUCGUGCUGUAGAGAGCGCUCGUUUCUCACUUUUUCGUAUUUCGUAGCAGCAGUUGUCGACGACGUCAAGCAAGCGCCGCUGUCGAUGUCCGUUCGUACU
Molecule: messenger RNA, 3130 nt
Organism: Phytophthora sojae
Lineage: Eukaryota; Oomycota; Peronosporomycetes; Peronosporales; Peronosporaceae
Product: half transporter ABCB family
Exons: 1
Coding region: 1-3042 (1013 amino acids)
Biological process (GO): transmembrane transport
Cellular component (GO): membrane
Molecular function (GO): ATP binding; ATP hydrolysis activity; ABC-type transporter activity
Source: RefSeq, a predicted model, not a curated record